AGGGGUUUUCACCUUCAUGCCUGACAGGGGUCUCAUUUCUUCGACGGACGAAUCUCGAGCAAAUCUCAGUUCUUGGAGUCCAGGUUUUGUUCUCUUCUCUUCUCUUCCUCUGCUUCUCUCUCCAUUUCUCACUCUCUCUCUCUAUAAUCCAUUUCUUUGUCUUUGUCAUAUUUUGAUUUUCUUUACCCAUCUACAAAGCAAAAAAUUGGAACUGAAGGAUAAUAAUCACAGAGAAAGAGAGAGAGAAAGAAGCAGAAGAAGAUAAUGGAUUAGGUAUAUGUUUGCUGUUUACGCUCAAUUUAAAAAUAAAAAUAAAAGGAAAGAAAACUUUACUAAGUUGAAAGAGGGUCUGAUUGAUUGAAAACCCUUUUGAAACUGGAUGUAUCAUGAUCUUUUCUUUUAUGGGUUUGUACUAAAUUGUGAGUUUUUUUAAUUUUUUUUUUCCAUUAAAAUGCAAAAGAAAGGAAAGUGAGUACUAAGUUUUGCCAUUUGUGUUGAAAGAUGGUAUGGUAUUUUCCGAUUAUACGUAACAAUGAGACUUUUGGCACGUUACUAUGCCUUCUCAUUUCUGUGAUAUGUGUGAGGCAAUCAGCUCUUUCAAUUUAGUUUCAAUAUAAACUUUUUCGGAAAUGUGCCAAAUUUAGAAUCAAUAAAUAACCCAAAAACCAUUAAAUGUGCCAAAUGCCAUUUUUAUUCUCUGUUUUCUGCUGCAUUUUAAUAUCUUUCGUUUUCUCUCUUUCUCUCUCUCAGGAGUUUUGAUCUCCGAGGUUUUUAUUUUGUUUUCUUAGAAGUGGGUUUUUGAUCAUCUCUGUCAUUUGAAACUUCCUGCUUACUGCAUCAUUAUUUUUCUGGGGUUUUGUUUUUGUCCUUAAUCUUUUGUGGUUGCAUUUGACCUGUUUUUCUUCUAUAAGAAUUUCUUGUUUCUAUAUGUGUGGGUUUUGUUACUUAUAUGGGUUAUGGGGAUUUGAUCAUGGGUUUAAAGAUAUUUAGGAAAAUGUUUGGCAUUUAAGCUAAACAAAGCGUUCAGUACUCAGUUAGUUGUUGUACUAUGAAGACAUUGAUACUAAGAAGGGGUGGAUUUUGUUUGCAAGCCAUUGUAUUCUCUUUAUUUGGACACCUUUUAAUCCUACCGUUUCAUCUUUGAUCUCCUUUUUUUCUCACUUCUCAGGUACUUUUCUUUUUCUUUUUUUCUUUUUUUGGUUUGAGAGUCUUUUUAAUUUGUUUUUUCAAGCAUUUUUGUGUUUGUGUUUGAAUAAUUGUUGUUGUGUAUAUGAUUGCUGGAACUAAAACUGGAUUGUUUGUCUUUAUUUGAUUUGAUAGAGUCAUGAUUUUUGAAAUAGUUAUUCAUUGUUUUGGGCAACAGUUUGAGUCUUUUGAGGUAGAUGAGGACCGAUUUAGUUUUGUGUGUCUGUAUGACAAUGUAAAGUUCAUUACAUGUAAUGAGAGGUUGAUUUUAGGAGAAAAGCCCUUAAUGAGUGCUAAGGUUAAGUUACCCUGGACAAGAGGGGCUUAGUUCCAUGUAAAUAAUGAUCAGGAUUUGCUAGAACUGUUCCAAGAAUUUAGUGAACACAAUAUUAGUAUUAUCCACUUCCAUUGCAAUAUGUUACCCAUGGAUGAGAUGGAACCUGAGGUUAUGGACCCUGUAGAAUCAGACCCACCUGAACCUGAACCUAAACAUCAACCUCAACCAGACUCCCCUGUCAGUCAAGUUUCUACUCCUCCCCCACAAACAGAACCUCAGUCCCAACCUCAAACAAAAAGAAAACCUGAAUUUGAUAGUGAUGAAGUGGAAAUAAGUGAUAAGGAUGAUAGUGAGUGGCAAGGGGAAGAUUCAAACAAUGAGAAUGGUCAAUUUGGUAGUGAUAAAGAGGAUGAAAGUAGAGUUGCAAAGCUAUCUAGGUUGAUGAAGAGGAACCUGUAUAAGCCUUUACCAGAUGGAAAACAUCAUUUGCAAAUAGGACAAACUUUUGAGUGUGCUGCUGAGUUUAGAAAGGUCCUUACUGAGUAUAGCAUACAUGAGGGGUUUAAUAUUUAUAGAGUGAAAAAUGAGAAGAAUAGGGUUACUUGAGAGUGUGCAACUACGGGUUGUGGUUGGAGGGUUCAUGCAUCCUUCAUGGCUGAUAAUAUUACAUUCCAAAUAAAAACACUUCGGGAUGAUCAUUCUUGUACAAUGCUGUCUAAGAAUCCCAUAGUCACUUGUGAGUGGCUUUCUAGAAAAAUAGAGGAUAAAGUUAGAUGCAAUCCUGGUAUGAAAAUUAAAGACCUGAAAAAGGAAGUUAGAGUGAUGAUUGGAGUUCAUGUUUCAAAUGCUAAGCUGUAUACAACAAAAAACAGGUUAUUAGAAAAGUUAAGUGGGGAUCAUGGAGCAAGUUACUCUAAGCUCCAUGAUUAUGGAAAUAUUUUAUUGUGCAAGAACCCAGAUACUAUGGUACAAGUCAAGUGCCAUAGGAAUUACAUAUUUGAGAACCCUGUUUUUCAACGAUUCUUUUUGAGUUUUCCAGCACAAAAGGAUGGCUUUUUAAAGGGCUGUAGGCCAUUUAUUGGGGUAGAUGGUUGCCAUCUCAAGGGGCAAUUUGGUGGAGUGUUGUUGGUUGCAGUAGGUGUGGAUCCAAAUAACAGCAUUUUCCCAUUGGCUUUCUCUGUGUGUGAAGAGGAAAACUAUGACAACUGGAUUUGGUUUCUCAAUUUGAUAAGUGAGUACAUAGGAGUCCAUGAAAUAAGAAGGAUUUGUUUCAUAUCUGAUAGACAGAAGGGUUUGUUGAAGGCAAUUAAUGAGGUUUUCCCAAAUGCCUUCAAUCGAUCUUGUGCAAAGUAUAUCUUUGCCAACUUUAAGUCUCAUUUUCCUGGUCUUAAGGUCAGGAACUUGUUUUGGGCAGCAUCUAGGUCAACAAAUAUUAAGGAUUUUAGUAUUGCAAUGGAGGGUAUCAAGGCGGUUGAUUUGGGUGCAUAUACUUGGUUGAAAGACAUUCCGGUGGAUAGUUGGAGCAAUCCUGCAUUUGAGACUGAUGUUAAAAUGGAUCAUGCAACUAACAACCUUACAGAAUCGUUUAAUAGUCAGAUUGAUCGUAUUAGGAACAAACCGAUUCUGCAAUUGGUUGAAAGCUUGAGGAGAAAAGUAAUGAAAAAGUUUAGCAAAAGGGAACAAAAAGCUAAGGACUGGCUGACAGAUCUUCCUCCAUCAGUUCAAGCUAAGGUCAACAAAUUCCAAAGGGAAGGGAGCCACAUUCAGGUUAUUCAUGCUGAAAAUUCAAAGUUUGAGGUUUUGCAUGAAUCUGUUACAGUUUUGGUGGAUUUCAACAAGGCCACAUGUGACUAUGGAGUCUGACAGAUAUAUGGAAGUCCUUGCAAACAUGCCAUGGCAUGUAUCACUCAUUUGGGGGUCAGCCCUAUUCCAUAUGUGGCCAGUUGCUUGUCAAAGGAAGCAUAUAUGUUGAUCUAUGCAGGGAAGAUUCAUCGAUUCAUCCAAUACCUGAUGAAUCAUCCUGGCCAUAAAUGGAGGGUGACAAAGUCCAUCCCCCUGCAAACAAAAGAAAGCCUGGCAGACCCAAACUUACAAGGAGAAGGGAGUCCGAUGAGCUAGCUCACAUAAAAGAUCAUAUGUUCUAAAGUGUGGGGUUUGCAAAGCCAUGGGCUAUAGCAAGAGAACAUGCCCAAAGGUUUGUUCACAUGCAAAGAAUGUCAGGACCCGUCCAGAAUUCAUUCCCCAGAACCCUAGACAAGCCCUGAUCCCAGGGAAACCCUACCGGACCCUCCAAUGGAAAAUCCGACAGAGCCUCCCCUAAGGGAUGGACUUACCACAAAUUACCUGCACUGAAAACAUACUUCUAUAAAUCAUCCCCUUAUUCCUCCCACGUUACUACAGAUUGAUUCCACAAAUUUCAGCACUUCAAAUAACAACAGCAGCAACCCAGUGUGUAAAGAACAACUACACAUCCAAUACAGUAUACAGAGCAUUAAACAGAUACAUGUGAAAUUUAUAAAAUGACAGAUAAAGAAGCAAUACAAGGUCGAGAGGAAAAAGGGAAGAAAAACUUCUUGAACCUUCGGCAACGAACUGAGACGUUGGGCUCGUCUCGGACAAUCAACGUCUCCAACCUGGACCUAGGGGAACGGAAUUUAAGAGUGUGAGAUGCUAAUCAUCUCAGUGAGUGACCCUAUCUACUGUACACCUUUAAUAUUAAUAAUAUAUCAAAUAAAAUGAUUUAAUUAAUCAA
Messenger RNA from Ziziphus jujuba (common jujube), 4214 nucleotides. RefSeq lists its product as uncharacterized. The record is from RefSeq and is a predicted model, not a curated record. Lineage: Eukaryota; Viridiplantae; Streptophyta; Magnoliopsida; Rosales; Rhamnaceae. The transcript has 2 exons. Bases 2114 to 3325 code for a protein of 403 amino acids.